This is a messenger RNA of Oryza sativa Japonica Group (Japanese rice), 2135 nucleotides long. The record is from RefSeq and is a predicted model, not a curated record. Lineage: Eukaryota; Viridiplantae; Streptophyta; Magnoliopsida; Poales; Poaceae.
CUCUAGACUCUAGCCUAGGGUGGGCUCAAGCACGCGGCCAUGGCGAUCUCGCGCCGCCUCCUCCUCUCCCUCUUCCUCCUCCGCGCAUUCUCCUCGCUUCCCGCUCAGGCCGCAGCGAGAGGCGCCUCCCAUCCCUCAGAGCUCGAUUCGUCCGCGUGGAAUCUGUAUGUUCGAUUUCUCAGCUGGGGAGCUCGGGAGGACACGAAUCCACUGCUUCACUUCCGGAUUUGUGGGGGCGAUGUCUGUGCCUGGACAAUUUUGGUACAAGUGACUUCCGGAUUGGGGACGAUGAUGUCAGUGCGUGGACAGUGAUGAAGAGCACAAACUCUUCGAGUGCAAUAUGAGGGUGUAGUUGUGUGGAAGAUUGCGUCAUGUACUUAGCUUGGAUAAUUACUGUGAUGAACUCGCACACCUCUGUCCUUUUCUGCGAAGAAUUUUAGCUAGACUGGGAGUUGUGACUUUAGGCCUGCAUCAUCGUCUCAUCUUAUAGAAUCAUUGUCAAUAGACGUAGCAGAUCUGUUCAUAGGUAUGCAGUUAGUGACUCAAUCUAUAUGUUUCUUAACCAGGUACCAGCGGAAAUUAUGGGUCAUUUUUGCGCAACCUGCUUCAGGAUAAUCCCAUGAUAACGGAGGAAUUGGUCCGUGGAUAUAUGAGCAACUCGGAACUUGAGAUUGCUGUGCAUGCCAUUGGAAGCCGCUAUCCUAAUAUCUCCAGGAUAUACAGGGAUUGCACGAUCAUGUUAUCAGCAUUGGAAAGAGUGUGAAUGGUGUCACAUUGUGGGUGAUUGAAAUAUCAGACAAGCCUGGGCAAAAGGAAGCUGAACCAGCAUUCAAGUGUUUUGUAGGCACCUUUGACAGAAAAUUAUAUUCACACAUGUGGAAUAUCUUCAAUGUCAAUUAUGUUGGUAAUGUCCAUGGUGAUGAACCUGUUGGAAGGGAGGUUCUUAUAAAGCUUGCAAAUUGGCUGUGUGAUAACUAUUUGAAGGAUCCCUUGGCAACUCUUAUUGUGAAAAACAUGCAUCUUCAUAUACUUCCAACGAUGAACCCUGAUGGAUUUGCUCUUAGAAGACGUGGUAAUGCAAACAAUGUUGACCUCAACAGAGAUUUUCCUGACCAAUUUUUCACCAACAACGAUGAAAUUAACUACAGACAACCUGAAACUAGAGCUAUUAUGAACUGGGUAAAACAAGAACACUUCACUGCCUCCGCUAGUUUGCAUGGGGGUGCUCUUGUUGCAAAUUAUCCAUGGGAUGGGUCUAGAGAUCAAAGCAAACAGUAUUAUGGAUGUCCUGAUGAUAAGACAUUCCGGUACAUGGCAUCAGUUUAUAGUCAAUCGCACUAUAACAUGUCUUUGAGCAAAGAAUUUAAAGGAGGGAUUACAAAUGGAGCAUUCUGGUAUCCAAUCUAUGGUGGGAUGCAAGACUGGAACUAUAUACAUGGAGGUUGCUUUGAGUUAACCCUGGAAAUUAGUGACGUAAAAUGGCCAAAGGCAGCUGAGCUUCCUGUCAUAUGGGAACAGAAUAGGAUGAGUAUGCUUAAUCUUGCUGCAAGCCUUGUGAAGACGGGAGUUCAUGGAAGGAUAUUUGCGGCAGAUACAGGUCAUCCUAUACCAGGCUCCCUGACGAUAAAGGGUAUCGGUUCUGAGAUAAGGGCUAGCAGGACUUAUGGCGAUUACCAUCGAAUGCUUGCACCUGGUGAGAACUAUGAAGUCAUGGCAUCUAUGGAGGGCUUCCGAACAAAAGCUACACGUAUUGUGGUGGAGGAGAAGGCUGUGAGCUUGGACUUCAUCUUAGAUCGAGAUGGAGCUAAUGGACAAGUGGUCCGUAAUGACUUAGGUUGCCCAUGUGACGACGACAAGUUGUUUCAUGUGCAGGGAGCUCGCCUCGAGCUGUAUCUAUUUGUUUUGCUCAUUAUCAUCGCACUGUAUGUUCUCUUCAAGAGAAAAACAACAUCGAAAUUCACGAUUCACAGACAUUCACCGAAACGGCCAAUUGCUGUAUAAGAUUUAGAAAAUUUUGCGAGUCGAUACAAAUCUGUAGCUGACCCAAUAGUGAUGUAAUUUCUUCAGUCCAAUGUAACUUCAGUUUGUACUGCUACAACAUUUUGAGCUUAAUUAAUACUCCCUCUUUCCCUAAA